CGCUGAUAAACUCAACCCGCAAGACUUUGCGUCAGUUUAGACGGGUGGUGACAUGACAGAGAUGGUCGGCGCAGGAGCGUUUGUUUGGGUGUGGUAGAGGCGUGACACAACAGUCUGGAGUUGAUGAACUCCGGAGUGGAAUGCUCCAGAGUUGCAAUGCUUUCCUAGCAGACACUUGAUUGUGUUGUGCCAGCCUGGAGGAGCCCAACGCCUUGAUGAAGAUGGGUCUGAGCAUGGUCCUCAUCGGUCAUGUUAACUUCCUGUUGGGAGCGCUGGUGCACGGCGUGGUGCUCAGACACAUCAACCUCCACAUGCAGGCCCAGGCCAUGGAGUACGCCAUCACCAAUGUGGUCGCUCUAACGUCCGGUCUUGUAGGAAUUGUUGCUGGCAUUCUGGCUAUUAUCCUGUCUAAAAACAAGAAGAGUAGAGGCAUGAUGUGGUCACUGUUCACAGUCGGCCUGGCCGCCGCUCUCAUGGCAGCAGCUUCAGCCAUUGGACUCACCGUGUCUGUGGCGAGGGCCGUCAUUCACGGCAGGCAGAGCCUCCUGACUCACUGCCAAUUCCCCGAUGCCAUUGGCCACUUCAACAUCACCAACGAGUGUCCUUUUGACCCCACGCGUAUCUAUAGUACCACUCUGAUCCUUUGGGUGCCCCUUAUAGUGACUUGUGUCAUCCAGAUGGUGUUUUCCGCCCGGUGCUUUGCAGUAUGCAUUUCAUUCCUGGGUCUCUCUUCCUGCCCUAAUGGGAAGAUUGGCAGAGCGAUCAAUGUGGUGAGGCCAAAGGAGGACUGUGCGCCCUCUCACUACGCUGAACCUCCAAGACGCUAUGCUGAACCUCCAAGACGCUAUGCUGAACCUCCAAGACGCUAUGCUGAACCUCCAACACGCUAUGCUGAACCUUCAAGACGCUAUGCUGAACCUCCAACAUGCUAUGCUGAACCUCCAACACGCUAUGCUGAACCUCCAACACGCUAUGCUGAACCUCCAAGACAUCAGUGCCGACUUCCUCCCCCUCCAAAACAUCUUCCCCAGUGGUAUCGUAGUCUUCCUCCCUCGGAGAGGCAGCCUACUCACCAGGCGAGCAGAGAAAGGUCAGACAGAGAAGGGCAAGAAACAAGGGUUGGCAGCCAGCAAAGGGCACUGGAGCAACAUCAGCUGCUGGAGAGGGGAACGAUGGAAAGGUCCAGCUUCUGGAUUUAGUAGUUUUUGACAUGCCAGAGCUUCUUGAAGACCAAACACCGUGAGGGUAUAUACUCUAGUUCAAGCUGCAAUACAUCAUACUGAGCCCUAUUUUCCUGUCAGUACCUCCAAAUGAACUCAGAGCAGGAGAGGUUUAUGAUGCAGUGGACCCAAACUCAAACCCGAUGUAUGAAUUUUCAGACUCUUGUGUGCAGGAUUACGGUUAUGUGAGUGUGUCUGUUCUUUUAUUUUUGUACUUAUGGAAGUCAAGUGAUUCAUAUCAGGAUCCACAAAUAAGAAUCCUGCAGUGAGGAUUUGGUUGCAAGCCUUGCUUGAACAAUGUUUUAGUUAGCUCAGAGUUCAAACAAUAGGUAAACAUGUUGGGAAAUGCACUCAUGUCACUUUCUUGCAGAGAGUUAGAUGAGAGGAUCGAUACCACACACACGUCUGUAUAGAGCUGUAGUUAGGACAGAGACUUGAAGUCGUCUGGCUCUCCACAAUGAUAAAAACCCCAAGAAACAACUCUAAAGUUCAUUAAUCAACAUGUUGUGUUAUCUUGUUUAUUUAAUUCACAACUUAAACUUAAAACCAGAACUUGUCAUUUUGACACUUGGCUUCAUAUUUAGCGUACGGACAUGAGAGUAGUAUCACUAAUUCUUGGCAAGAAUACAAAUAAGCAUAUUUCCCAUAAUGUUGAACUAUUACUUUUAAUGUUGGGUUUUAUACACAUAAUGUAGGCAGGUACCGUGUGUGUGUGGGUGGGUGGAUGUGUGCGCCUUCCAUCGUGUGUGUGUGUGCGUGCUUUUUUUGUGCAGUUUGGUCAU
Micropterus dolomieu (smallmouth bass) is the source of this 2002-nucleotide messenger RNA. Its product is annotated as keratinocyte-associated protein 3-like. NCBI's taxonomy places the organism in Eukaryota, Metazoa, Chordata, Actinopteri, Centrarchiformes, Centrarchidae. The record is from RefSeq and is a predicted model, not a curated record. Bases 216 to 1199 code for a protein of 327 amino acids. The transcript is spliced from 7 exons.